CGCCACGCGCGAGUACGCAACGCGACGCGGGCGAGGGAGGCGGGGAGAAAACAACCGAGCCGAUGGUGCCCAGUCCCCAACCCCACCGAUCGGAUCGGCAAAUUUCCCCUCGUCUCUCCUCUCCUCUCCCCGCAGAUCCCCCACCCCCACCCCACCGGGCCACCACCACCACCAGCAGCAGCAGCGGCAGCAGGAGCGCACGCGCGCACCCGCGGUGAGUCCAGGGCUCUCUCUCUCCCCCCCAGGCGCGCCGUGCCGCGCGCGUGUGAGCGACGGGGCGCCGCCAUGGCGGAGUGCCGCAGCCUGAUCGAGUUCCUCCGGGCGUUCGAGCACCACCGCAGGGCGGCGGACAACGCCGCGGCGGCGUGCUCCUCCCGAUCCAGGCGGGCCUCCUCCUCCUCCUCGCCGGCGUCGUGCGGGUCGCUCACGGCCUUCUGCGACCACUCGCCGAUGGCGGCGGUCGACGCGGUCGUGCUCCUCGCCGUGGUCGCCGCGCUCGGGUUCCUCGUGGUGCCGUACGCGAAGAUGGUGCUCCUCGAGAUGGGCGCGCUGCUCCACCCGGCCGCGUCGUGCCUCUCCGUCGCCGCCUUCGCGGGGGCCGCGGGGGCCGCGGUGGCCGUGGCGGCGGCGGUGCUCGCGUGGGAGAUGGUGGGACACCACGCUCGCAAGUGCGGCAAGCCGCGCUGCAGGGGCCUGAAGAAGGCCGUCGAGUUCGACAUCCAGCUCGAGACGGAGGAGUGCGUGCGCGGCCACCCGGCUCCAGCGGCGCGAUCGGCUCUGCUCGCGGCCGCGGGGGCGCGCCCCGUGGAGAUCGGCGACGCGCACAAAGAGCUCGAGGCCGAGCUCCGCAAGAUGGCGCCGCCCAACGGCCGCACCGUGCUAAUCUUCCGCUCACCCUGCGGGUGCCCCAAGGGUCGCAUGGAGGUCUGGGGCGCCAAGAAGGUGCGCCGGAUCAAGAAGUAGAUAAGAGAAGGAUCACAUGGUUACUACUAGUUACCUGCUGUUCCUUCGCAGUACUAAUAAGUAGCAGCUGAAAUAUAAGAUGCAUCCUUUCGUAAUUAGUACAGGGAGAGGAAAUAAAGGGAUGAUAGUAAUACUAGCCAAUACCAGAUCAUAGAUUAUAGAAUAUGCGAUGCAGAGAGGAUGACUGCGCAUAAACAUAUAUCCUUACUUGUUCCAUGGUUUCCUUGAGAAUCUGGAUAAAUAGUCUUACAAAGAUAC
This is a messenger RNA of Oryza brachyantha (malo sina), 1221 nucleotides long. RefSeq lists its product as uncharacterized. Bases 286 to 963 code for a protein of 225 amino acids. The record is from RefSeq and is a predicted model, not a curated record. The transcript has a single exon. NCBI's taxonomy places the organism in Eukaryota, Viridiplantae, Streptophyta, Magnoliopsida, Poales, Poaceae.